This is a messenger RNA of Drosophila ananassae, 603 nucleotides long. RefSeq lists its product as uncharacterized. The record is from RefSeq and is a predicted model, not a curated record. The coding region runs from base 112 to 462 and encodes 116 amino acids. Lineage: Eukaryota; Metazoa; Arthropoda; Insecta; Diptera; Drosophilidae. The transcript is spliced from 3 exons.
CGCUCAGACAGCGCACAACCGCCAAGUCCGAUUUUGAUUUUAAGAUUUUCAUAUAAAAGAAAAAUAAAACCUAUUUGUGUAAUUAUUUUUUUCUAAAUAAUUUGUUUAAUUAUGCGUUUCUGCAUCUUUAGUUUGGUUCUGGUGUUAAUCACCAUUUUCGGCUCAGUCCGAUCGGAUCUAACCUAUCGCGGCAAUGCAGUCCAUCCAGACUACCCGGGACAGUGCUACUACGAGGAACUGAACCAGGCAAUCCCCAAAAAACAGUCCUACAAGCCCAUUAAUCGCGAAGGAUAUUGCCAGUCCAUCUACUGUCGUCCGGACUAUGUUCUCGAGAUUGGAUAUUGCGGUCGCCAUAAUCUCGUGCCCACGGAAAAAUGCAAAAUCGCCUCGGACAUGAGACGCACCUUCCCCGGCUGCUGCCCCAAGCUGUUCUGCCAGGAGUCGGAGAGCAACUACAUCUAGGCUGGAUCCGGAUGCACUCUUUACCAACGUAGUAUUAGUUUUGUUUUGUUUUCUAUUUCAUUUAAGUUUAUUUUCCUUUCCCAGUGUUUUUUUUUUGCUACAAAUUCAAUAAAAAAAAUAUGAUUAUUUAAAAAAAUACAA